GAUAUCACCUUUAUGAAUAAGCUCAACCAAUCCUCCCUAAGAUACCAGAAUGUCCAAAUUUGAAUUUUCGCGCUUUAGGCUUUACCAAACCAUUAUGCGAGGCACAAUUUUAAAGAUCCUCUCCCAAAACCCGAAUUCCUAUACUUUACAUUCACAGCCAAACACGGCACAUUCUCCCUUCAAUUUCUCGUCUUCUGCCGCCCAAUUUCUCUUCAACUAACUUAACUGCCUCUUACCUUGUCCCACAUGAAAAAUGCCCUCAAAACUCUAUUGUCUAUAAAUCCAUCAACCCAUUUCAAAGCUUAUAAAGAAACCUGUGUUUCUCUCUUGAAAAAUCUCACUAACCAAUGUUCAAUCAGAGAAGGAACUGCCUUUCAUGGCCAUUUAAUUAAAAUGGGUAUUUCGUCAGAGCGAUAUAUAGCAAUUAAGCUCUUGAUAAUGUAUCUAAAUUCUCGGAAAUCAGCUGAAGCAAGUGAGAUUUCAAAGGAAUUUAAUGGUUUUGAUCUCGUUGUGCAUAACUGUAUGAUAACUGCUAAUGUACAAUGGGGAAACAUCGAUGGAGCGCGUAAACUGUUCGAUGAAAUGCCUGAAAAAAAUGAAGUUUCUUGGACAGCGUUAAUUUCAGGUUUUAUGAAAUAUGGAAGAGUGAAAGAAUCAAUUUGGUACUUUGAAAGAAAUCCCUUUCAGAAUGUGAUAUCUUGGACUGCAGCAAUUAAUGGAUAUGCAAACAAUGGGCUUAGUGUUGAAGCUGUAAGGCUGUUCUUGAAGCUUCUUGAAUCUGGGGUUAAGGCAAAUAACGUUACAUUUACUUCUGUUGUAGGAGCUUGUGCAGAUUUGGGUGAUUUCGGAUUGGGAAUGAGUGUUUUAGGAUUGAUAGUUAAAACUGGAUUUGAAAAUAACUUAGCUGUUUCUAAUUCUUUGAUUACGUUAUGCUUGAGAAUAGGUGAACUAAAUUUGGCUAGAAGAAUAUUUGAUGAUAUGAAAACGAGAGAUGUUGUUUCUUGGACAGCAAUACUAGAUAUGUAUGUAGAAAUGGGUGAUUUGGGAGAAGCGAGAAGAAUCUUUGAUCAAAUUCCGGAAAGAAAUGAGGUUUCUUGGAGUGCAAUGAUUGCGAGGUAUAGUCAAAGUGGUUGUCCUGAAGAGUCGCUAAAACUCUUUCAAAGGAUGGUUCAAGAAGGAUUUAAGCCAAAUAUUUCUUGUUUUUCUAGUAUUUUAAGUGCAUUGGUUAGCGUUGAAGCUUUGCGAGCAGGAAUGGACAUCCAUGGUCACGUUAUAAAAAUUGGGAUUGAAAAUAAUGUUUUUGUCAGUAGCUCUUUGAUUGAUUUUUAUUGUAAAUGUGGAGAAACUAAUAAUGGACGCUUAGUAUUUGAUUUGAUUUCGGAGAAGAAUGUGGUUUCAUGGAAUGCUAUGAUUGGAGGGUACAGUUUGAAUGGGCAAAUCAAAGAAGCAAAUGAUUUGUUCCAUAUCAUGCCACUGCGUAAUAAUGUCUCCUGGAGUUCUAUAAUUUCUGGCUAUUUAAAUUGUGAACAAUUCGAUAAAGUAUUUGAAGUCUUCAGUGAAAUGCUUUUGUUAGGAGUAAUUCCAAAUAAAUCAACCUUCUGUAGCUUGCUCUGUGCUUGUGCGAGUUCAUCAUCUUUAGACAAGGGUAAGAACCUACAUGGAAAGAUAAUUAAAUUAGGGAUUCAACGUGAUGUUUUUGUAGGCACUGCUCUGACUGAUAUGUAUGCAAAAUCUGGAGAUAUUGUGAGCUGUAGGCAAGUUUUCAAUAGAAUGCCAGAGAAGAAUGAAGUUUCUCUGACUGUGAUGAUUCAAGGGCUUGCAGAAAGUGGUUUUGCAGAGGAAUCGCUUAAGUUGUUCGAGGAAAUGGAAAAAACUUCACGAAUUGUUCCUAAUGAGCUUAUGCUUUUAUCAGUUCUGUUUGCUUGUUCUCACUCUGGAUUAGUUGAUAAAGGACUCCGGUAUUUUAAUUCAAUGGAGGUUGUUUAUGGACUAAAGCCUAAGGGAAGGCAUUAUACCUGCAUUGUUGAUAUGCUAUCUCGAGCAGGACGACUCGAUGAAGCCGAGGAGUUUAUUAACGCCAUGCCAUUUCAGCCUGAAACUAAUGCAUGGGCAGCUUUGUUAAGUGGUUGUAAGACUUAUAAAAAUGAGGAUUUAGCCGAGAGAACGGCUAGGAGGCUUUGGCAAAUAGCAGAGAAAAACUCUGCACUUUAUGUAUUGCUGUCAAAUAUCUAUGCUUCUUCUGGAAGAUGGGAAGAUGUUUUGAAAGUCAGGAAAUUAAUGAAGGAAAAGGGAUUGAAGAAGAGUGGCGGUUGUAGUUGGGUUGAGGUUAGAGAUAAAGUCCAUUCUUUUUAUUCAGAAGAUGGAGCUCACUCUCAGUCAGUUGAGAUUUAUGCGAUUUUAGAGCUUUUGAGAUUUGAAAUGCUCAAUCAAUAUAAUAUAUAGUACACCUCUAAAGUUUUCUACUCUCCACUCAAAAGAGUAGAGCUUUAGAGUAAUUUUGUCUACACUUGUACUUAAUGGAGAACCACUCAUAUAUAUGAAAUCCUUUUGUCAUGAUUUAAUCAAAUCUUGUCUUGAAUUAGAACUA
Molecule: messenger RNA, 2587 nt
Organism: Jatropha curcas
Lineage: Eukaryota; Viridiplantae; Streptophyta; Magnoliopsida; Malpighiales; Euphorbiaceae
Product: pentatricopeptide repeat-containing protein At2g21090
Biological process (GO): RNA modification
Molecular function (GO): protein binding; RNA binding
Source: RefSeq, a predicted model, not a curated record